Molecule: messenger RNA, 3345 nt
Organism: Daldinia vernicosa
Lineage: Eukaryota; Fungi; Ascomycota; Sordariomycetes; Xylariales; Hypoxylaceae
Product: autophagy-related protein 13-domain-containing protein
Exons: 3
Coding region: 270-3122 (950 amino acids)
Biological process (GO): piecemeal microautophagy of the nucleus; protein localization to phagophore assembly site; mitophagy
Cellular component (GO): cytosol; Atg1/ULK1 kinase complex; phagophore assembly site
Source: RefSeq, a predicted model, not a curated record
UAUUUCAGAUUACGAACAAUGGAUGCCAAAGUUCGGUGGCAUCGAGCUACAACUUCCGUUUCCAUCUAACGAACAUACUUGGGCCUUCGUAAUACGCCCUAGUUCGCCUGCUAUAUCGCCUCUUCUGCGCCCAGUGGCACAGAUUAUUCGGUAUAUCCUCGAGAUUGUGCAUCGUCCGACCCGAACGGCAAAUCAAUUACGCAUCUUUUCCCUUGGUUUCACCCAUUUACUACCAGGCUAACCGUAGCCUGGGUCGCGACGACUUCACGAUGCAUCAGACCCCCCGCGCCCCGCCUCGCACAGCCUCGCCCGCCUUAUCGUCCCAGACAAACCCCACAAGAACCAACAACCAGAGAGAUCCAGCAAGUCCCAGCAGUCGCCCGUCGUCUAGACCAGGCUCCAGGACUCAGGAAGGGACGAUAACGGGGGCAAGCAGCGGUAAUCGCGGUGAUGCAGGCGGUCCUACUCGAGAGUCCAUCAAGAAAUUGGACCAGAUCAUUCAGAAUAUCUACUCGAAGGCAGGCACCGUCAUCCUGCAGGCACGCAUACAGGUAACUCCGGUUCUUGUGGGUAGGUCCCACGAGAAGAGAACAAGUCGAUGGUUCCAACUCGAUACGGACGAAAUCGAUGAUUUCCGAGAAGAGUUUCGCAUAUGGAAACAAUGCGGUGGAUUCGAAAAUCGACCCCCUCCGUUAGUUAUCGAGACCUACCUUGAUGCGUCUUGGUUGAAGGGCGGUCAGAGCCUAGUAGUUGUAGACGAAAAUGGGAAACGGUGGGAUGUCGUUGAAGCUCUCAACUCUUCCGAUCAGUUCAGCGAUAGCAGCUCUGGUCGUCAGGGUGAGCCCAUUACGCAGCUUGUAUUAGAACGGUGGCGUGUUGAUUUGAAAGGGCCAAAUCCUGAGAAAUCAGAUGACUUUGGCCUUUUACUUCCCACGGUAUACAAGAAGGCUAUUGUCCUAAUGCGAUCAAUAUAUACGACUACCGGUAUCUUGCCCGCGUGGAAACUCGCCAGGAACUCUAAGACCAAAGGCAGCCAUCCCGCAUUGUCAAUCCGCUGCCGAGUCUUUUCAGGUGAGGUUCCAGCCUAUGGGUCCGGCACCCGAAUCUUUUCAACUGAGCCUCCAGGCUAUGGGUCCGACACUCUGAGGAUGCCGUUAUAUAGUGGAAGGGGGGAUGUUUCUACGGAUUGUGUCUUUGGCGACCUCGAAAUCCCUGUGGGGCGUUUCUAUGUUUCUGUCUCUUACCGCAACAACUGCAAUUUCCAAGUGGUUGAGACUGAAUCUUUACUAAGUUCCCGUAUCGGUAUGGCAAUCUCUGAUGAUAUGUUUAAGCCGUCGCUACCCCGUCGUGGUCAUGGACGCUACGAGUCAUAUGCCCCCGAAGUUGGGUCGCUUCAAUACCACCGCCACGCACCUGACGUCACAAAGAACCAGCAACGAUAUGGUAGCUUAUCCACCUUUCAUGGCGAAGGGCCCGUUGGCACAAGCCCAAUUUCGGCGUUAAAAGCUGUCAAGGCCCCAGGCUCGGAUACCAGCUCGCCGCCCGAGUCUAGACCUGCGAGCAUUGAAGCUCCCCCCCACACUCUCCCUAUUACCGGACCUGCUCGGCGACCAUCUCUUAGAGGGUUAGACGGACCGAGGCGUCCGUCUGUCUCCUUCCAGUCAUCACCCUUUAAGCAUGGCUCCCUUUCGAGCUCGCCCGCCACUCGAUUACAGGACCAAGAUGUUCCGCCGUCACCGCAUUCCCUCAACCGGACUUCGGGUUUAAGCGCACACGUGAGGAAUCGUUCCUCACUAACAGCUGGAAUGGCAGCUUCCUUACGAGGAGUACCACCUCCAACUGCAGCAGAUAACUCUGUUGCAAGCUCGCCGAGGCCAUCAGUCUCUAAUCGGUUUAGUAGUAGCUUCACGCAUCGUCGUAGCCGGCCAUCUAUUAGCACCGCUAAUAAAGAUGACGAUCAGAACAGCAGCGGCAAGCAAAGUCUCUCGUCGUCCAUUGUACAACCUGGCUCCGGUUUAUUUAACGAACUUGGGGCGGGUGGCAGCUCUGGAUCCUUCCAGACCGAUGAUGAUAAUAUUCAGGAUUUCUUGAAGCUGAUUGAAAGCAAGAGAACACUACAAAGUUUCGAACCUAGCAAGAAGGGAGAAUCGGCCACUAAAAGAACGGCCGCUCAGCUGUCUAAAUUUCAUCUUAUGCGCGAGUCGAAUAAUGCGCUCACUGAAUCCAUGAACUCGUCUAUGCAAUUACACCGUUCUUCCAGCUCCUCGAGUCGGCAAUUAGCCAAUGUGCCAGGGAUGUCGACAUCAUCAUCUCCGGGGAAACCGUUAUCACCUCAUACUCCGCAUACGCCGGCCAUUCCAUCACGGUUGAGCGAAAAUUCAAGUGUCGACUACGCGCCAACCGCAAGGGUUACGUCGCGGUCGCGCAAUGUCGAAGACCUCGCGGAAGAGCCAGUCAGUGUACAAGCCACCCAUGAGGGGACUACUGCGAUCGAUAUUCCUACCUCUCCGCGGCCUUAUCCGCACGGAAGGCGAUCGAGCUCUGUGGCUCAUCAAAACCGCGCAUUGGUUGACGAUGAUGAUGUGGAUGCGCAUCGUAGCAUCAGUCUCGGCGCGGAUGACCGCGAGCCGCCUAGUCUGAGCGUUUUGCUGGGAUUAGGUGCUGCUGAAGCUAAUAGCGCGGUAGAUACGCCCGAGUUACAAUCCCCUGCCGAUAUUAGGGCAACGAAUUUGCCGGAUACGCUGGGACAGGAAUCGGAAUCCAUCGAACGAGAAGUCCGGCCUCCCGGUGGUCUUUACACUGGAUUUUCCAGUUCACCCUAUACUAGACGUUAUGGCAAUAGCAUUGGCCGGGGGAUAACGCCUCCCCAUUCUGGAAGCGGCAGUCUAGCAGGAUCCAGUGGUAGAUUCGGUAGAGGUUAUUCACGCGGAGGCGCUACCGGCUUAGGUGUGGCGGGCAACGUCGCGGACGAGACCGAUGAUGAGCCCCUUCUUUUCGACAUGUCGGAGAUCACCCGCGAACAAUCACGUCGCAGUCUUGAGGAGGCUAGGGGCGGCGGCAGCGUGGGAUCUACAGGUGACAGGGGAGGAUACGAAACAAGCCAUAGGAGCCGCCGUUGGUAAAAACUUCGUAUCCUACUACACCCGCCUACAACCUUAUAUGGGUAUUUCAUUUCGUUGAGAUAGAUUGCUUUGUAAUGCUUGGCUUGGUCGUGGAUUGAUGAUAUAUGCAUGGAAUAGGAACUCGUUAGGUGGCGGCGGGUUUUUUCAUGCUGCUGGACACGGAUACGUCCUCUGAGAUCUACUGCACCUACAGAUUGCCAUUGUUGUUUCCUGGAUGGCGCGG